Molecule: messenger RNA, 936 nt
Organism: Symbiodinium sp. CCMP2592
Lineage: Eukaryota; Dinophyceae; Suessiales; Symbiodiniaceae
Source: the annotation of a GenBank genome assembly
AUGGCAACAUUUCGCUUCAUUCACGUCGGCACUGGGUUGCCACUUCAUGUCGAUGGAUUAGGGGACAAGCUUGCAUCCAUCCGAUAUGGAGACUGUCGCGAUGACUUUUCACUGUUUUCGGUCGAACCGGCGGGAGAGAAGACAGUCUACAUCCAGGACACAGCGACUGGGAUGCCCUUGCACAUCAAUGGUUUGGGUGACCGGCUCGCAUCGGUGCGCUGUGGAGAUUGCAGAGAUGACUAUUCCAAGUUCUGCUUGGAAGCCGCGCCUGCAUUUCCGGACAUUGUGAUUCGAAAUGUUGCCACGGCUUCGCUGCUUCACGUCGAUGCUAAUCGCGACAGACUGGCAUCAGCACGUUAUCCUGAGAAGUGUCGCGAUGAGAACACGUCCUUCCACGUCGAAGUCAGCUUCGCUGUGCAGCCCUGUCUCCUUGUGCACGGUUCCACUCUGCAGCACCUGCGUGUGGAUGGUUUGGGGGAUCGGUUGGUAAAAGGCCUGAGGGGCGAUGGGGAUGACUACUCCCAGUAUCGCCUGGAGUCAGACCAAGCGGGUGGGUUCUUUCUGGUAAACCAGGGAUCUGGUCAUCCUUUACAUGUGGAUGGGCUAGGUGAUCAGCUCCUCUCGGUGCGCUACGGAGAUUGUAGAGACGACUUUGCCAGGUUUGCGAUUUGGGGGAGCUCUGAUGUGAUCGGGAGCUUUCACCUGAUCUGCACUGCCACCGGCCGCUCCUUUGAUCUCCAGGAGGACGGCCACUUCGCCAGCGCGAAACGGGAGUCCGACGUCGCUUCUACCUUCUUCUUGCCCCUGCUUCGUGCAUCCUCCGGCUCUGCCCAGCGGCCGAACCCCAAAGGAGCUCAGAUCCCAGCAGGAUAUGAGACUAGGUACCGAUUUGGAACGAGUUUUUGGAAAACUUCCUCUUUGGCUUACUUUAAGUAA